Molecule: messenger RNA, 2187 nt
Organism: Chanos chanos (milkfish)
Lineage: Eukaryota; Metazoa; Chordata; Actinopteri; Gonorynchiformes; Chanidae
Gene: capn3b
Product: calpain 3b
Exons: 20
Coding region: 1-2187 (728 amino acids)
Biological process (GO): proteolysis; negative regulation of apoptotic process
Cellular component (GO): cytoplasm
Molecular function (GO): calcium-dependent cysteine-type endopeptidase activity; calcium ion binding
Source: RefSeq, a predicted model, not a curated record
AUGCCGGCCAAAGAGAAAACGAAAAAGAGCGAGAAAGUGAAGGAGAAGGUGACUAAGUCAGUCGCCAAGACGACGGCAGCCGCCCCGCAGACCAGCCCUAAGAUCACAGACAGCUUCGCGGCUCCAAUCAAUUUCUACUCCGCUAUACUGAGCCGAAAUGAGGCAGUGAAAGACGCCAAACGGCUGAAGAAUUUUCUGGAACUCCGUGACAAGUAUGUACGCAAGAAGGUGCUGUUUCAAGACCCUCUGUUUCCCGCCAACGACUCGUCACUCUUCUACAGUCGCACGUUCCCGCUCAAUUUCGAAUGGAAACGCCCAUCGGAAAUCUGCGAUAAUCCCAAGUUUAUCAUCGGAGGCGCGAACAGGACAGAUAUUUGCCAGGGAGACCUGGGUGACUGCUGGCUGCUUGCUGCCAUCGCCUGUUUGACGCUGAAUGAGAAGCUAUUGUACAGGGUCGUGCCCCCGGAGCAGAGCUUCACCGAGAAUUACGCCGGCAUUUUCCACUUCCAGUUCUGGCGUUACGGCCAGUGGGAGGACGUGAUCAUCGAUGACCGCCUUCCCACAUUCAACAACCAGCUGGUCUUCACCAGGUCCGGCCACAAGAAUGAGUUCUGGAGUGCUCUCUUGGAGAAGGCCUACGCCAAGUUACACGGUUCUUACGAGGCUCUUAAGGGAGGGAACACCCUGGAGGCCAUGGAGGAUUUCACCGGAGGAGUCACGGAGUUUUACGAGAUCUCAGAGGCACCAAAGGAGAUGUACCAGAUCAUGAGGAAGGCCCUGGAGAGAGGGUCCCUCAUGGGCUGCUCCAUAGACGCUGUGGUACCCAGCGCUCAGGAGACAAAGACGGCCACUGGCCUGGUCAGAGGCCACGCCUACUCUGUAACGGCCAUCGAACAGGGUAGCAGAAAGGACUGUAAGGACAUGAAGGUUUGUCUGGUGCGUCUCCGUGACCCGUGGGGCGUGGCCCCCUCCCCCUCGUGCAGGUCGAACGAGUGGACCGACCUGGCUACCUCAGAAGAGCAUAAACAGAAACUUCAGCCCAUUCAGGAAGGAGAAUUCUGGAUGUCAUACGAGAACUUCCAGGAGAACUUCACUAAGCUGGAGAUCUGUAACCUGACCCCAGACACGCUGCAGGACGAUAAGAUGCUCAAAUGGAACGUGUCCGUGAGCGAGGGCCGCUGGGUCCGCGGGUGUUCCGCCGGGGGCUGCCGAAACUACCCCGACACGUACUGGACCAACCCUCAGUUCCGUCUGCGUCUGCUGGAGGAAGACGACGAGCCCGUGGACGGCGAGAAGAAGUGCACGGUGGUGAUCGCGCUCAUGCAGAAGGGGAGGAGGAAGGAACGAAAGUUGGGCGCCCGACUCUUCACCAUAGGAUUCGCCAUCUACGAGGUCCCAGAGGAGAUGCGCGGUAACAAAAAGCACCUGCCGAAGGACUUCUUCCUGUACAACGCCUCAGUCGCGCGCUGUAAGAAUUACAUCAAUCUGCGCGAGGUCACCGAGCGCCUCUGCCUGAGCCCGGGGGAAUAUGUCAUUGUGCCCUCCACCUUUGACCCCCACAAAGAGUGUGAAUUUAUCCUCAGGGUUUUCUCCGAAAAGAAGACCACCUCCGAGGUGGUUGACACGGUGAUAAAAGCAGAGCAGGGUGAGGAGACUGAGGAGGAGAAACAGUUCAGGGCCAUCUUCCAGCAGAUCGCUGGCGACGAUAUGGAAAUGAAUGCUAAUGAACUGAAGAGUGUUCUGAGUAACGUGAUUGCUAAACAUAAGGAUUUGAAAACAGAAGGCUUUAGUCUGGAGAGCUGUAGAAGUAUGAUUGCCUUGAUGGAUGUAUCCUUCAUUGACGGAUCAGGAAAGAUAAACCUCGAGGAGUUUAAACAUUUAUGGAACAAAAUCAAACAGUGGCAGUUGAUCUUCAUGCGCUACGACACAGACAAGUCCAGCACCAUCAGUAGCUUUGACAUGAAGAGUGCCGUCACUGAUGCAGGAUUUCAUCUAAAUAUUGAGUUACACAACAUCAUAGCCAUGCGCUAUGCUAACGAGCACCUGCAGAUGGAUUUUGACAGCUACAUCUGUUGCCUCGUGCGUCUGGAGGGCAUGUUCAGGGCAUUCAAGGCUUUUGACAAAGACGGAGACGGUAUUAUCAGGCUAACCAUCCCAGAGUGGCUUCAGCUGACGAUGUACGCAUAG